ACUGAGGAAGAGGGUGCGCGAAGUCAGAGGCUGCGAAGCGCAGCGAGAGAGGACUUAAUGAUAACAACACGCCGAGGAGGAGGAAGACAUUUAAGACGACCUUGAAGUUAAUGUGCGUCGAUUUGAAGUCGCCGUUGCCUUCCAUCUGGCCGCCGUCUGGCCGCGCGUUUGCGGGAAAUGCGAGCUCAUGCGUGACACGUAAGGGAGAGACAAAAAGGAGAGGCGACGAAGUGCAGCUCGACUUUCUCACCGGACUUUGACGUGUGGACUCUACUAGAGAGGAGACAGGAGAGAGACGAAGAGCCCUGCCAUGCCCGGUUCUCCUGUGGAUGCUAAGACUCAUUCCAGAUCAGCUCCCAGCAGCAUCUCCACCAUGCCUCCCCUGCCCUCCAUCAACCCAAGCGGCCCACGUCUGGCCUCCUUCUCCACCACAGCAUUGACCAACGGGAACCACCAUUCCCCGCCCACCCUCAACGCGGUGCCGUCACCGCCGCAGCGCUACAGCAACGGGCCCUCGUCGUCGUCAUCGUCGUCGCUGGCCAACCAACAGCUGCCGGCCACCUGCGGCGCGCGGCAGCUGAGCAAGCUCAAGCGCUUCCUGACCACACUACAGCAGUUCGGCAACGACAUCUCCCCGGAGAUCGGAGACAGCGUCAGGAGCUUAGUACUGGCUCUUGUGAAUUCAACCGUGACCAUCGAGGAGUUUCACUCGCGCCUUCAGGAGGCCACCAACUUCCCCUUGAGGCCAUUUGUUAUUCCUUUUCUGAAGGCCAACCUCCCCCUGCUGCAGAGAGAGCUGCUCCACUGUGCACGUGCAGCCAAGCAGACCCCCGCCCAGUACCUGUCCCAGCAUGAGCACCUCCUGCUCAGCACCACCAUGGCCUCCUCGCCCGACUCCUCCGAGCUGCUGAUGGAGCCCGCCGAAGCCGCGACCAAGAGGCCCAGCCCGAGCAGGGUCAAGGAGAACGGCUUCCACGAACGUCCGCCUGUGGCGCUGGAGCCUGCCGCCAAGCGCAUUUGCACCAUCAGCCCCGCUCCGCGCCACAGCCCGGCCCACCCGCUGCCGCUCAACGCCCAGCUUCACCCGACCCCUCCGCCACUCCAACACUACGCCCUGGAUGACAUCGCAGCGCCGCACAUCCUGAACCGCGAACACAGCCAGCGCCUGCUGGAGAUCAGAGACCUCAAAGACAGGCCGAGGCUACCCGGCACUAACGGGGGCUACCGCGAGGAGCCAGUGGACCACAGGCUGACAGACAGGGAGUGGGCUGAUGAAUGGAGGCAUCUGGACCAUGUGUUGAAUUCCAUCGUGGACAUGGUGGAAAAGACACGGAGGUCGGUGAGCGUCCUGCGGCGUUGCCAGGAGUCGGACCGCGAGGAGCUCAACUACUGGAGGCGGCGCUCCAGCGAGCAAGAGGACGCGCGCAAAGGAGGCCUGGCGCCCUUCUCCAAAACCCACAGCCCCCACUCUGCAGAGUCGGAGUCCCAGCGCGAGUUGGCCCCGCGACCCGGCUCGGCGUACGUCACGGACGAGAUCUGGAAGAAAGCCGAGGAGGCGGUGAACGAGGUGAAGCGGCAGGCCAUGGACGAGGUGCAGAAGGCGGUGGCGGAGGCCGAGCAGAAGGCCUUCGAGAUGAUCUCCUCGGAGCGCGCCAAGAUGGAGAAGACGCUGGCCGAGGCCAAGAGGAAGGCUCAGGAGGACGCCAUCUUGGUCAUCAACGAGCAGGAGGAUUCCAGCGAGUGUUGUUGGAAUUGCGGCCGCAAAGCCAGCGAGACGUGCAGCGGCUGCAACGCGGCGCGCUACUGCGGCUCCUUCUGCCAGCACAAAGACUGGGAGAGGCACCACCUCAUCUGCAGCCCGGGACUUCAGGCGCAGCCCAAACCCGUUUCCGCCAUCCCCGCCGCCCGGGCGUCCCCCGCGGGCUUGGCCGGGAUCAAAGCCCCCGACAGCGCGCCCUCGGUGUCCAGUCCCGGCGCGGAGAAGGCGGCGUCCCGCUCGUCCACCCCUUCCACCCCGGCCUCGGCGCCCGAGACCAACGGACACUGAGGAGUUUUGCCUCCUCGCCGAACUAUUUGUGGGUCACGUCAGGACAACACGCCCUGGGCGCAGAAAGAGGACCAGCAGCUGACGACCCGUCUCAGAUUACAGAGAUUAAAAAUAU
Entelurus aequoreus (snake pipefish) is the source of this 2162-nucleotide messenger RNA. RefSeq names its product CBFA2/RUNX1 partner transcriptional co-repressor 2 (gene cbfa2t2). Gene Ontology annotation, cellular component: nucleus. Gene Ontology annotation, molecular function: transcription corepressor activity. Bases 311 to 2047 code for a protein of 578 amino acids. NCBI's taxonomy places the organism in Eukaryota, Metazoa, Chordata, Actinopteri, Syngnathiformes, Syngnathidae. The transcript is spliced from 11 exons. The record is from RefSeq and is a predicted model, not a curated record. Gene Ontology annotation, biological process: negative regulation of DNA-templated transcription; DNA-templated transcription.